CGAGCUGCAUACCGCCCCACCCCUUACAAACAACAUCAUCCCCACUGUACCUAAAUCAGGAAGCACCACCGAGACACGUUUUUUUUCUCGUUUUUGUGUUACGGAGGCACUUUGGUGAACAAGGCAACGGCGAACCAUAAAGGGUGAAAAGGCGUUAUUGUUGAUGCUGUUGACGACCACCGUCGAAAGAAGACUGACAGUUGGUUACAUCCAGUACAAGGCUCAGCUGUGGAUGCAUUUGACACAGACUAACCGGAGAAGGUCUCUGUCAGCAGCAUGGGCCAGCAUCUAGGAAAGAGAGAGGCUCCCACCGACAGCAAGGCUCCGUCACCUGAACCUGAAGCAGAGCUGACAACAACAGCAGUAGCAGCAGAAGUAGUAGCAGCAGCAGAAACAGUAGCAGCAGCAGAACCUGAACCUGAACCAGAACCAGAACCUCAACCUGAACCAGAACCUGAACCAGAACCACAAGAUGAAGUCUUUGGCCUGGGUGAGGCAGAUGCGGACCAGAACAAUGGCUGCGUCUCGGAGAAGCCGGCGGUGACUGACUCCACGGGUGCUGAGGGCCCCCCCCAGCCCUGGCCCGACGCCAGCACAGCUGACCCUGACGCCGCCACGCCCCGCCCCCACCUGGCCCGCCUCUUCUCCCGAGAUGCCCCGGGCCGAGAGGAUAACACCUUCAAAGAGCGACCCUCUGAAUCGGACGAGCUACAGACCAUCCAGGAACACAGCGGAGCUUCAGAGUGCGGCUCAGACUACCCCGAACAGGACUUAGACUAGGCUAGCUUUUUUUUGUUCCCUCCCUCCUUCUGUUUUUUCUCUCUUCUCCCGCCUCUAUUUUUUCAGUCUCUCAUUUAAGAGAGCAACACAAACCCUACUUUUUGACACAUACCGACCACUACUACAAACAUAACAUGGCAUCCGCAAGCCAGAAGAAGAAGGCCCCCGGACUCAUGGAUCAGAUCGGAACCUUCUUCGGAGGGGACAAGAAGAGGAAGAGCAAGGUGAGGAAGCAGGGAGAGGCGAGAUGAAAACUCGAGCCCUUCUCGUGUAAAUGUUCAUUCUGCUGAUGCAUUCCCAGAACUUUUUACUUCUGAUUCUUUUACCAGAUCCUGUCAGAAUCCAUCGCAACAUAGAGUGUCAUAUAGUUGAUUUUACCGUUGUUUUUUGUUGGUGAACCAAAGUCUGGCUUUGUCCUAUGAUUCACUUUGGCUUGAGUCGACACUGGAUAGUGACUUUGGGUGGGGUUGGUUUUAUUUCUUAUUACAAGGAGCUGUCAUUUUUUGAAUCAUUUAAGGAUACAUUUCUAUAUAAUUAUGUGUAUUUUCUUUCAUUUGAAUGGUACUGACAUUGGUAGCAUUUUUUCUCUUCAGUUAAAUUUAAUAUAUCUGUUGUGUACGUGAUUUGGUGGAAUUGCUUGCUGUUUGUUUGUGAGGACGUCAAACAGGAACAGCCGUGUUUCUAGGUACUUUCCGUAAUGAUGAUGUUGUAAGAGACGGGCCUGUAUCAUUUAGAUAUAAUAGCCGACAUUAUUUUAGAUGUUUUUUACUCAGCAGAGUACAUAAUGCUUCUUUGAUGUCUCUGUCUCCGUGGUACUUUUACAGAUCUGUGAUCAGGGAGGGACUUCUCCUGUUUGCACGGUACAGCAAGCCGCUAAGUCACUUUCAAAGUAAACGGAUCACAUUAUGCUAUAAAUGAUCAAAGAGAUAUACGAUGUAUAUUAUCAUCAAAUAUAUAUAAUAGAGUAGGAGCAUAUUAUCAUCCCCUGCUUGGGAAUAUAUACAAGAGCCUGCAUUGUAUAAAGUAAGAACAGGCUUGUGGUAUAUUGCGGGUAAGUGAUAAUACAGAAUUAUCGCUUUAGAAUGACUUGUACCUGCAUGGCUUUGUUUGUUUCUUUGGUAUACAGGCAUUUUGACCCAAAGUCAAUCUGAACACCACAAUGAUCCGGUUUAGUUGGAGUGUCAGUUUAGUUCCAUUAGUGCUCCUGGCACCAGUUUGGGCACACUGCCUGGAGGCAGGAAGGAAAUGGAUUUCAAGCUUCAGCACCAAAUGUGGUGAAAAUAUUGAGCAUUGAUAUUUUGGUUGAUCACUACUGACAACACGCUGAAGCCAAAUCCCAAAAAGCUGAAAGGGAACAUUUUCUCUUUUCAAUAUCAACUUUCUGCUCAUUCUGAUUUAAAACAUGGAGAGUUUCCCUACAGCUAACUAAAUCCUGAAGGACAAAAAAAAUAUAUAUAUAUAUAAAUAUAUAUUUUUUUCUGUCCCGCUGUUCAAACUCUUAUCAGCAGCUUUAGCAACGUCAUUGCAAAUAAAUCACUGCAGCAGCAUGAAAUAUGCAUCUCAAUAUGCAUCUCCCCUCGCCUUAUGUCCGCUAUGAAAAGGUGUCCAGUGUAGGAUUCAGGAUCAAAAACAUAUUUUAUAUAUACUGUAUGCUACAAAUCUUUCUGCUGAUCAGACGUUUGUUUUGCUUUUGGAAAAUGUUACUCGUGAAAUGUUCAGGGAAUAAUGUCAACAGAAGAAAUUGUGAAGCUUUCAUUCAACGUUAGGCUAGUGAACAAUUUACCGCAGUAUUUGUUUGAUUUUUCGUAUUCUUUAUGCCAUAAAAUUGUACAUUGCUCUGCAUUGAUGACAGGUUUGCUAAAACAAAGUUGUACAAAUAUAUAUAUUUAUGUAUAUUCACCAAGGGUUUGCCUUCAAAUGAUGAGUGUUCAUGACAGACAGGUUCGCCCCACCUCCGUUGCCUCUAGCAAAAGAUCAAGCUGCGCUAUCUUUCUGCUGCAAAUGCUUCUUUUUCCAGCAAGAGAACAUCAUGAAGAUAUUUUCAAAGCUUUGUUUCUGAUCUGCCCGGCCUGUCAGUGCGCACAGAAUCUCCUUUUAACGUAAACUUUGCGGCAGUAGUUUUGGAAAAGAUUGCAUCAGUGUUUUCUGUUCAAUAUGCAUGUUUACCUGCGUAAGGCUGAGUUGUUUUCAGCUGAGGCAGCUGUGGAGACAUUUUCAAACUGAUCCCUUCUACUAUUCAUGUCCUUUUAUCAGAUUUUACUUUUAUCCAAGCCCCAAUCAGGGCUUUGAGAAAAUGCUAAUACGUCAGCAGGAGGUGUUUCAUAAACAGUUGUGAUGACGCCAACACCCCAGUCUCAGGACAUGAAACAACUCCCAAAAACAAAUCGGCAUUUGAAUGCUUUCUGAAGUUGAUUAUUUCAAAUGACUGGGAUGAUGAUGUACUAAUUAGAGGGGAAUUAACUUUGCAUCAGCUAUUCUAGCAGAAAUGUAGACUCAUAAAGAACAGAACAUGUGUUUUAUUAUUAUUCAUUGAGUUUAAAAUGCAGUGCAGCAUUACUGUGUACAGAUCAGGCUUCAGCUCACAGUGAAGUGUCUUGUGAUGCUGUCCUCUACCCCCAGUGUCUUGGAUGCAGAGGGGGAGUUAGCACCCCCUCCUCUUCCCCUCACAUCAGUUUGCUCACCUCAGGUUCACAUGUCCCGACCUGUCAGAGAGUUGGUCUGAACCAGCAGUGGAUCUGUGCUGAUCCCUGUUUUAUAACGCCUUCAACUUUGCAGUGUUUGUAUCUGUUGUGAACUGUUGUGACUGGCGACCUGUUCCUAACCCAAUCCUGUUUUAAAGCUUUUUGGAUUACUGCUUGAUUAAAACUCUUUAACAACAA
Molecule: messenger RNA, 3659 nt
Organism: Trematomus bernacchii (emerald rockcod)
Lineage: Eukaryota; Metazoa; Chordata; Actinopteri; Perciformes; Nototheniidae
Product: myelin basic protein-like
Exons: 4
Coding region: 277-780 (167 amino acids)
Molecular function (GO): structural constituent of myelin sheath
Source: RefSeq, a predicted model, not a curated record